This is a messenger RNA of Toxorhynchites rutilus septentrionalis, 567 nucleotides long. RefSeq lists its product as uncharacterized. Lineage: Eukaryota; Metazoa; Arthropoda; Insecta; Diptera; Culicidae. The record is from RefSeq and is a predicted model, not a curated record. Bases 1 to 567 code for a protein of 188 amino acids. The transcript has a single exon.
AUGGCAUUGUCGAGCGGUGGCACAGAACUUUCAAAUCGGCGAUCUUGUGCCACGAUCCCGAUCGUUGGAGCGAACACUUGCCGGUUAUUCAUCAAAGCGUCGCCAGCCGAGAUGGUAUAUGGAACCACUCUUAAAAUACCAUCCGAGUUUUUCGUGGACGACAUCGAACAUCGAACGAAGCUGAAUUCGUCGCCAAUCUACGUAAAAAAAAUGCGGAAUCUUCGCCCAAAACAGACUGCAUGGCACGGUAGCAGGAAUGUUUUCUUUAAUAAGGAUCUACACUCCUGCAAAUACGUUUUCGUACGCAACGAUUCUGUGCGACCAUCGUUAUCGUCUCCAUACGAAGGACCAUUCGAGGUAGUAAGCCGAAAAGACAAAUUUUUCAAGGUGAAUAUCAAAGGACGGUCAGUCAAUGUUUCCGUUGAUCGACUGAAACCCGCCUACACAUUCGAAGAGCAGCACCCAUCGAGUUUAUCUGGACCUGCUGUUACAACUACCACAAUGACUCCAACGACUAGGGUUACUCGUUCUGGUCGACGAGUAUUUAUUCCACUUCGCUAUCGCUGA